AUGGCGACCGCAGCAGCAGCUCGUUCCCUCACCAGGGCCGUUCCCCGAAGCACGGCAACCGCCAGCGCCACUUCGUCCCUGCGCCUCGCCGCACGCCCAUCUCCUCGCGGAACCAACUCGAAUGCCGCGAGGCAGUUCUUCCAAAAGUCCUCUCGCCGCCACUACUCGUCGGGUCCUGAACCAGCGAAGUCCUCCUCUGGCAGCGGCCUGGUCAUUGGGGCCGUGGCAGCCGCAGCUCUCGCUGGUGGCCUCUACUUCUACAGCACACAAGGAGGAGAAUUUCACCUGACCAAGGGCAGCGCAGGUGAGACGGCGGGGCUGUUCAAGCCGACCACUGAAGAUUACCAAAAGGUCUACAAUGCCAUCGCCAAGGAGCUGUGGGAGAAGGACGACUACGAUGAUGGGUCGUACGGCCCAGUGCUACUGCGUCUCGCGUGGCACGCGUCAGGCACCUACGACGCCGCCACGGGCACAGGCGGCAGCAACGGCGCCACAAUGAGGUUCGCACCCGAGUCUGACCACGGCGCCAACGCCGGCCUCAAGGCCGCACGAGAUUUCCUCGAGCCCAUCAAGCAGCAGUUCCCCUGGAUCUCGUACUCUGACCUGUGGACUCUGGCGGGCGUCUGCGCCGUGCAGGAGAUGCAGGGCCCCAUCAUCCCGUGGCGACCAGGCCGACAGGAUCGUGACGUCGCCUUCUGCACCCCCGAUGGCCGCCUGCCGGACGCUUCCAAGGACCAGAACCACAUCCGGGCCAUCUUUGGCCGCAUGGGCUUCAAUGACCAGGAGAUGGUCGCGCUGUCCGGCGCCCACGCUCUGGGCCGCUGCCACACCGACCGCUCGGGUUUCGAAGGGCCCUGGACCUUUGCCCCCACUGUUCUGACCAACGACUACUACAAGCUCCUGUUGGAGGAGAAGUGGGGAUGGCGCAAAUGGAACGGCCCCAAGCAGUAUGAGGACAAGACCACCAAGAGCCUCAUGAUGCUGCCUACCGACAUGGCCCUGGUCCAGGACAAGGUGUUUAAGAAGUACGUCGAGAAGUACGCCAAGGACGGCCAGGCCUUCUUCGACGACUUCUCAAACGUUGUCAUGAAGUUGUUUGAGCUCGGCGUGCCGUUUGAGAGCAAGGCCGAGGAUCGUAUCAAGUUCAAGCCUAGCAUUGACGAUGCUUAA
Messenger RNA from Exophiala spinifera, 1170 nucleotides. RefSeq lists its product as uncharacterized. The coding region runs from base 1 to 1170 and encodes 389 amino acids. Gene Ontology annotation, molecular function: peroxidase activity; heme binding. Lineage: Eukaryota; Fungi; Ascomycota; Eurotiomycetes; Chaetothyriales; Herpotrichiellaceae. The record is from RefSeq and is a predicted model, not a curated record. Gene Ontology annotation, biological process: cellular response to oxidative stress; hydrogen peroxide catabolic process; response to reactive oxygen species. The transcript has a single exon.